This is a messenger RNA of Talaromyces atroroseus, 1599 nucleotides long. RefSeq lists its product as hypothetical. NCBI's taxonomy places the organism in Eukaryota, Fungi, Ascomycota, Eurotiomycetes, Eurotiales, Trichocomaceae. The transcript has 2 exons. Bases 1 to 1599 code for a protein of 532 amino acids. The record is from RefSeq and is a predicted model, not a curated record.
AUGAAACGCGCAGCUGCUAGUCUAUACCAUUCUCACAGCGACGGGGAGGAGCAGCCAGCGAAGCUGCGACGCCGAGACAGUUCGAGUACGCUUCUAUUCCCGUCAAAGAGACAGCAGCAGACGCACACGACACGGCAACCGCUUUCACCGUUAUCGAACAAUAAUAGCAUCAGGGUCGACUCGCCGGAACGUGGACACCCUACCGUUACGCCUCCAUCGAGAGAUCGCAAAGACGAAAUCUUUCAGUGGAUCCCUCCUCCAUCAGACGGCUUUGAAGUCAUGAGUCAGCCAGCCUCCAAAAGAUCGCGAUCACGAUCGAUCUCGACGGAUCGCGGAAGGCCCCGGUCUGUUUCACCGAGCACCAGUGCCUCGUCUCGGGAUGCCAAAUCAUACGCAUACAAGGCCGCGAAUUAUGUGACGAUCCUCGAAACCAAGGGCUGCUUCAUGCGGUCAUCGGAUAAUGGUCCGACCUCUGGCGACGUUGAUCUUUGCGAGCGGCUGCUUGAUCCCUCAGUUGAUACUCCACGGGAAACUUUAUUCGAGUUCAUCAAGGGCUUUCACGACACAUUACGGAAUCGAUCAGAAGCGCGGCUGUUGGUAGAUUUACAUCCACUUCUCAUGCCAUCUGCCGAGAACCUUCGCAUUCAAGGAAGAGAGGACCUAAAAGAUGUGAUCGAUGGCUAUAAUGAUCCAUGGCUCAAGACGGAGCCGAUCUACGGUCCCAAACCGCAACCCGAUCAUGCGCGAGGCUUGAAGUGGUCGACGUUUUCGGAGAGCCAGCGACGAAAGCUUGGGAUCAAACCGGACGAGAAAUCUCUCUAUGCCGUCCGAGAAGACAUGUACUUCCCAUAUCUCACGGCCGAAAUCAAAUGCGGGAACCAGGCCUUGGAAUUUGCCGAUCGGCAGAAUAUGCACAGUAUGUGCGUUGCUCUUCGGGCCGUGGUCAGUCUCGCGCAAGCGGCCGGUCGUUUGGAAGAGGUGCAUCAGCGGCUCCUUGGAUUUUCGAUUUCACACGAAUUAGAGGUCGUUCGGAUCUACGGAUACUAUCCUGAGAUUGGUGACGAUGGAAUCAAGUACUUUCGCUGGCCUGUGAAGCAAUUCAAUCUAUGGACAGAGGCGGACAAAUGGACAUGUUAUCGUUUCGUGGAGAAAGUCGAUCGUGUCUUCCUUCCCAUCCAUAUCGACCGAUUAAUGCACUUCCUCGAAGACAUUCUCGACCCGCAAGAUGUCCCUUUCGAGCUCGAUGCCGAUGUUGACAUUAGUGCCCAAUCACAAAUUACGUCUCAGGAACGGUCUUCAUAUACCCGGGCUCCCUCCUCGCAGAAUCGGGGGCUACAGCCAGAGCUACGCAGCAUGAUUCAGACCUUGCAGCAACAAUUAGAAGAACAGAAGGCUCGGGAAGAGAAGCAAGCAGCUGAGCAGAAUGCGCGGGAAGAGAAGCUUCUCGCUCAGUUGGAACAGCAGAGGAUUCAAAUGGAACAGCAGAAAGCUGAGCAGAAGGCGCGGGAAGAGAAGCUUCUUGCCCAAAUAGAACAGCAGGGAUUGCAACUAGAAAGGUUUCUUAGACUUCUAGAACAGAAUAAGGAGCCAGCAUCUUAA